GAGCUCCGGCCGCCAGGGGGCGCCUCGGCCGCACUUCUUUGUGUUCGGUUCUGCUCCCUGCAGAGGAAGAGGAGGAUGAAGAUGCGGUGAAAACAAAGAGAACUGCAGGUUCGGCUGUGGUUCGGAACCGGAGGAUCGGAACACGUUGCGGCUGGAGCGGAGCAGCUGGACCGCCGAACCUUCUCAUGUCUGAGGAGGCAGCAGGAGCCGAACCGGGUCCGGAGGAGGAGCAGCGGGGAGGAGGAGAGGUUGCUAUGGAAACGCCCAGCGCUCCGGUUUACUGCGUGUGUCGGAAGCCAGAUAUCAACUGCUUCAUGAUAGGCUGCGACAGCUGCACGGAGUGGUUCCACGGUCAGUGCGUCGGCGUGUCGGAAAAAGCAGCCAAAGCCAUCCGAGUUUGGUUCUGCCCGUCCUGUAGAGACAGAGACUCAUCUCUGGAGAUCAAAUACCGUCAGAAAAAGAGCAAGGAGGCGGAGCCUGAGAGGGACGACAGAACGGAUGGCGAGCGAAGCUCCGCCCUCCAGGCCAGCAUCGAGCGGCGACGGGGUUCUCAGAUCAAGCGUUCGGCCCGGAUGUGUGGCGAAUGCGACGCCUGCCUGAGGACGGAGGACUGCGCUCAAUGCGACUUCUGCAAAGAUAUGAAGAAGUUCGGUGGUCCAAACAAGAUCCGGCAGAAAUGCCGCCUCCGGCAGUGCGAAGUCCGAGCUCGGAAGAUGCUUCGAGUUCGAGACGAGGAGAUGAGUCGAAGUGGCAGCAGGGGGCGGGGCCUGUCCGCAAAGGGGGCGGGGCAUCUUUCAGAAGAUGAUGAAGAAGAAGACGAGGAUGAGGAAGGUUUCAGUGAGAGCGAACUGGAACUGUACCAGCAGUACAAAGCAGCUGGAUACAGAGACCUGGUGUGGCACAGCGAGGAGGAAGAUGAUGCUCAGUCAGACUCUCUGAGGAAGAAGGCGGUGAAGGUGAAACACGUGAAGAGACGAGACAAGAAACCGGAGAAAAAGAAGUCCGUUUCUGUUCCCAAAGAGGAGGCGAAACCUCGGCGCCAUAAGGUGAAGCAGCGCCACAGGGAACGUGUGCGGCACAGUGAGCGUGCAGGAGAGGGUGGGGCUAAAGAGGCGGGCGGGGCUUUGAGGCAGUGUCUGGGUCCGGGCUGUGUUGAACCGGCAAGAUGUGGCUCCAAGUACUGCUCAGAGGACUGCGGCAUGAAACUGGCAGCCAACCGCAUCUAUGAGAUCCUCCCCCAGAGGAUCCAGCAGUGGCAGCAGAGUCCCUGUGUCGCCGAGGAGAUGGGGCGGAGACAGUUGGAGCGAAUCAGGAAGGAGCAGCAGGCCGCCAGGCUCCGCCUUACGCUAAUGGAGAAACGUUUCCAUGAACUGGAAACCAUCAUCGCCAACGCCAAGCAGCAGCAGGUCCAACAAGAUGAGGAGGUUGCUGAGGGAGACGGGGACGACACAGACCUGCAGAUCUUCUGUGUGUCCUGCAGCCACCCCGUCAACCCCAAGGUGGCGCUGCGACACAUGGAGAGGUGCUAUGCUAAGUACGAGAGCCAGACCUCAUUUGGCUCCAUGUAUCCGACUCGCAUCGAAGGGGCCACCCGGCUAUUCUGUGACGUCUACAACCCUCAGAGCAAGACAUACUGCAAGCGGCUGCAGGUUCUGUGUCCAGAACAUUCCAGAGAUCCCAAGGUCCCGGCAGAUGAGGUGUGCGGAUGUCCUCUAGUCAAAGACGUCUUUGAGCCCACUGGAGAGUUCUGCCGGGUCUCCAAGAGGAAGUGCAACAAGCACUACUGCUGGGAGAAGCUGCGGCGGGCCGAGGUCGACCUGGAGCGAGUCCGAGUGUGGUACAAGCUGGACGAAUUGUUUGAGCAGGAGAGGAACCUGAGGACGGCGAUGACCAACCGGGCUGGGCUGCUGGCGCUGAUGCUGCACCAGACCAUCCAGCAUGACCCAAUCACCACCGACCUGCGCUCUGCCAAGGACAGGUAGACGGCCGGACCGAUGGACUUCUGGACCGAUGGACUUCUGGACCGAUGGACUUCUGGACCGAUGGACUUCUGGACCGAUGGCCUGUGUCCUGGAACAGUUUUAGUCGUUCUAAGAAGGCUGUCAGCAGCCAGGCUUCACUUCAAGAACCAGACAACCAGAACUGACCCGGAUACAUGAUCAAUCCAGAACUGGUAGGCAGACGGUUCUGGAUUAACUCACAGAACUGGUUCUGGAGGCUCAUUGGUUCUGGAGAUACGAACCAUCCUGGUCCACAAACUGCAGCUUGCACAUAACCAGUUCUGGUGCUGACAGAAAGAUUUUCACUACAUUUUCACAUAAAGUUAAAUUUCUUGGAUCCAGUUGAUGUGGUACUGAAUGUUCUGGGUCGGUACCGACCUGGAGCGACCCGUUAGAACCGGUCUGCAGCAGAAUUUCCCUCUGUGGGACAAUAAAGGUCAUUUCCACAAUCAGCAGGGGGCGAUCAACACUACUGGGUUGCAGUCUGAAUGGAUCGGGUCAGAAUCCAGAACCUGCAGCCGCUCCGUGUUUAUCCCCUUGUCAGCUGCUCUGUAACCAUGACAACAUCCACUUAGCAAAUAAAACGUCAUAAAGUCGAAAACAUCCAGCCGUACACAUUUAUAUGGCCAGUUUUCGUGGCUGUUGGUUCUGUGGUUCUGGUUCUGGGUCACCUGGUUUUGUUGGUGCUGAAACUUCUUUGUGCUGCUGCCUAAACCUUAGGGGACCAAAUUAUCCAUAAUCCUCAGUCACGAACCCACCAAAAACGAUCCGGGUUUUUACUGGGACCAUAGCAAGAUUGACUGAUACCCUCAAUGGAAAAAGCCAGCAGCCAAUCAGAGAGCUCCAUUGUUUUACUUCUGAUUUUCACUUUUGGCAUAUUUGUGAUUAUAAAGUUUUUUGUGUUUUUUACGAUGUCCAUUUGUCAUGGUCCAGAUUCUCCUGCUGCUUCCUCCUGCCUCACAGGAAGUGAUGCGUGACCAGAGUCUGGGUUUUUAUUGGCUCAAAUAAACCUGAUCAUGUUUUCAUAUCUGCUGCUGUAGUUUUCCUCAAUUCCAUGAUCCUGCCUGUAAUCCCAGAUUUUAAAUAAUUAUGUAAACAGGUAUUUUCACUUAAAACACACAAGCAGUAUUUUACUGCACCAAUAUGCUACAAUUUUAUGUAUUUUUAUGCAAAUAAAAGACCAAAGUGUCAUAUUUUCUUUCA
Molecule: messenger RNA, 3203 nt
Organism: Gambusia affinis (western mosquitofish)
Lineage: Eukaryota; Metazoa; Chordata; Actinopteri; Cyprinodontiformes; Poeciliidae
Gene: cxxc1a
Product: CXXC finger protein 1a
Exons: 14
Coding region: 186-1982 (598 amino acids)
Biological process (GO): positive regulation of DNA-templated transcription
Cellular component (GO): Set1C/COMPASS complex
Molecular function (GO): zinc ion binding; DNA binding
Source: RefSeq, a predicted model, not a curated record